Messenger RNA from Marchantia polymorpha subsp. ruderalis, 3715 nucleotides. NCBI's taxonomy places the organism in Eukaryota, Viridiplantae, Streptophyta, Marchantiopsida, Marchantiales, Marchantiaceae. The record is from the annotation of a GenBank genome assembly.
AGCUGCUGUGAGUCGCACGUCACUUAUCUCGGGCGGGGGAUGUGCCUUUUGCCCGACGCAGACUCAGCGCGGCCACUUUAUUGACGCGCUGCUCUGCGCUAGGCCUAGCAUGGCGCCCGAGGCAAGCAGGGCCGCAAGCUAGCGGGAACCGAGCGGGAGCGGGAGCGUGAGCGUGAGUGCGAGCCAUGCACAGCCAGAGGCGGAGGCGCGCCAUUGAUUGACUCGCCUGCCUGCCUGGCCCGCGCGCCCUGUAGCCUUCGCUUCCCUUCCUUUUCCUCCCCGAUCGCUCGAUUGCCUUCGCCCUCCGUCUUCUUCGCCCCUUCCCUUCCCUUUCCUUGUCGGGGAGCCCGGACUCUCGACGAUUCCGUCGACCUCUGGAGGAGGGAGGGGGGCCUCGCCACCUCCACCUGCGCCCGUGGCUGUUUCUCUGUUCUCGUCUGCCGUGCUCUGCUCUGCUCUUAGUCCGGCCGACGACUGUGGCUGUACUUUUUCCCCGAGACGGAAGACCAGUGCCAGUAUCGUCUCUGUGUCUGUGCUUGUGUGUGUGUGUGUGUGCAGCUGCUGCUCUGUUUCCACGGAUGCUUGGGAGGGAGGGAGCGAGCGAGCGAGGGAAUCACGCCUCGCUCCGAACGCUAGUGCUUAGUCGCGGUGGGUGACCGUGGGGCGGUCGGUCGGUCGGUCGUUGCACUUCUCUGUGGAGUGCUGUGCUGUGCAGUGCAGGGUCUCUGCUCUGCUCUGGCACUCCGUGGGCUGGCUCGGUGCGGGCUGGGUUGGGUAGAGGCGUCUGUCAUUACUCGAGGAUCUUGAUGCUCUAGAUUGCAACUACUCGGCGACGCCUCGUGUUUCGUUUUGUCUCCUCGUCUCUCCGAGAGCCCUCGUUCCUGCGCACGCAGCUCGCCCCUUUUUCUUCUCUCCUCGUCUCGUCUCUUCUCUUCUCGGGCGAUCAUUGACUUGCCUUUUGCCGGCGUACGUUUCCCGAGCGUUUGCCGUCUGCUUGAGGCUUUCAAUUUUCCCCUUGUAUGCUUUUUCUCCGAUCUGCUCGUGAGUGAUGGUGCCCGCGAAGCAGAGAUCUAGCUGCUUCCUCUGUCGAAGGGUAGAUUGGUAAGCGCGGCAUUCGCUGGUUCAAUUCGAUCUCCGCACUCCUGCGAAUGAACUCGUUGGAGAUGAUCUCCGGUGGAUUUGAGAUGCAGAAGCAGGAUUAAGCUGUGCGAUGCAUAAGAGAGAAGGAUUAAAUUGUACGAAUUUUGCCUAAACAACUCUCCCGACUAGAUUGAGACCCGCUGUGCAGAAUGCCCUUGCGUUGAGAAUCUUUUGACCAAUUCCACAAAAUCAGCCGCGCCAUCCAAAAUUGGGGAAUUUAUUUGGCUUCGACUGUUGCCUCCCUGUCUAUUCACCCGACGUCUUCUGAUUGAAUCCAAGGACUCAAGAUGUCCAAGAUGAAGUGGUUCAAAGGUCUUUUCGGGGCUUCCGAAGACCCUCAUCGGAGAUACGACGGUGGCAAUGACAACGAGCCGUAUCGCUUACCGAAUUUGUUCGAAGACCCCAAACGAAACGAUGAUUAUUACGGGAGUUCAUCCAGAGCGACCGAGGAACUAGACAGAGCAAUUGCGCUUUCUCUCACGGAAGAAGAGUUAAAGCACAAGUCAACAGAAGGAGAGAACUCCCAAACACAGUCCGAUGAGGAGCUAGCGAGAGCUUUGCAAGCAAGUCUGGAUUUGGACAACAGACCAAGAGAAGCUUUUGAUUUCUUCGGUCCAUUUUUUGACGGUCCAGCUUCUUCGGCCCCUCAAGAAACCCCACCGCAAAGGUCGCAGCCUAUGUGUGCAGGAUGUAAUCGGCCUUUGGGAACAGGACGGUUCCUCAGCUGCAUGGACGCUCAGUGGCACCCUCGCUGUUUUCGAUGCACAGCCUGUGACGAACCUAUUACUGAUCAUGAGUUCUCUGUCCAAGGAGAAGAACCUUAUCACAAGCGGUGUUACAAGGAGCUGUUCCAUCCGAAAUGUGAAGUGUGUCAUAAUUUUAUUCCAACAAAUCGUGCCGGCCUGAUAGAAUACAGAUCACAUCCCUUUUGGCAACUUAAGUACUGUCCUUCCCACGAAACGGACAGGACUCCACGCUGCGGUAGCUGUGAUCGUAUACAGCCUCGGGACCAGACCUACGUCGACUUAGAUGAUGGGCGCAAACUCUGUUUGGAAUGCCUGGACUCGGUAAUAAUGGAUACGAAGGAAUGCCAGCCCUUGUACUACAAUGUUUUAAAGUUUUACAAACACCUGGGCAUGAACAUUGAGCAGGAGAUUCCAAUGCUUUUGGUGGAAAGACAGGCCCUAAACGCUGCCAGAGAAGGCGAAAGAGAUGGACAUCGUCAUACUCCUGAAACAAGAGGCUUGUGUCUAUCUGAAGAGCAGAUUAUCACCUCUGUUUACAGAAAGCCAUCUAAAGUUAGAGGGUCCAAACCUUUUAUGGUGCGAACAGAAUCGCAGAAAUUGGUGCGACAUUGUGAAGUCACCGCGAUUCUUGUUCUCUACGGCCUUCCCCGGUUGCUCACGGGUUCAAUUCUCGCACAUGAGUUGAUGCAUGCAUGGUUGCGGCUGGAUGGACGUUUCCCGACCCUUGCAAGUGAGGUUGAAGAGGGCAUCUGUCAAGUCAUGGCGCAUAUGUGGCUGCUUUCUCAAACAGGCUUUUCUAGUUCUUCCACUUCAGAUGACCUGAAGAGGGGAAACCAGGUCGACCAGCUUCGACUUGGGGAGUUUUUUAGGCACCAGAUCGCACAUGAUCCAUCUCCAGUAUACGGAGGGGGUUUCAGGGCGGGCCAGAUUGCUGUUGGACGUUAUGGUCUUCCACAGACUCUUGAGCACAUGAAGAUGACCGGUACGUUUCCUCUCUGAAAGUGAUAUCAGCUGACAACAGGUGCUCCAGUGGCCUAUGCUGCAAGUGUCGACACCAUCGAGAAGUCUUGGCGUUGUACUAUAUUUGACACUUCAACGAGCACUUCACCGAGCUGUAUAUUCGCAUUUCUCGGGCACUUGGCGAACACUAUCUCUUGUAGUCAAAUGAUUCUACAAUUAUCAAAAUAAGCUUCAAAGUUUCCAAUUUUAAACACAAUGAAUCAAUCCAGAUAUUUCCAUCGGACUCCCGGACUGGUGGUCCCCUCAAAUUAAAAUCCGGGGAUCUCCUGGUCAGCCGCCCUAAGGUGAGCUGGCCACAUGAGUUUAAUUGUAACUGCCUAAUGUACAUACUUCUCAUAUGAAGCCCGACUUUCCCUCAACAGACGUUGAGGGACACGGGAAAGAUGUGAAAAUUAGUAUAGUAAUAAUAUACAAAAAUAUAUGUAUAUGUCGUCUCCAUCACUGAAGUCUGUAGUAGUAGGAAAAAGGGCAUCAUAGAAAUUAGUAUUUUCAAAUAACAUCUUGGUGGCCGGAAAUUGGUUCAGAGGUCCUUGCUGAAGAUUUGUAUGUGUGAAAAUCCCUGCAUUGUAGGUAGUAGAUAUCAGAAAGAUCCUCGGUUUUGUGAGGCCUCCUGGUUCACAUAUUUCCUGACGAACUGAAAUCGAAAUCGACAAAUCUUUUCAGCUGUUGAAACUGAAUGCGAAUGCUCUCUCUUGAUACAGUCGAAUACAUGGAUGUUACAGUAGUGAAGUGUCUUUUGGAAACUGUGUGUAGUUACCGACGGUUUUCAGUCAUGACCAACAAACUGUAGAUCAAAGUGUUUUUCAAAG